Messenger RNA from Haliotis rubra (blacklip abalone), 474 nucleotides. RefSeq lists its product as uncharacterized. Bases 1 to 474 code for a protein of 157 amino acids. The record is from RefSeq and is a predicted model, not a curated record. Lineage: Eukaryota; Metazoa; Mollusca; Gastropoda; Lepetellida; Haliotidae. The transcript is spliced from 2 exons.
AUGAAGGCACUCCAGCAGGAAUUUGGUUCGCCCGGAUUACGGAUUAUAGCUUUUCCAUGCAACCAGUUCGGCAAGAUAAAUCGUCUCCAGUGUGUACAGGAUACGGCCACCAGGAUUGUGUCACUUGCCCGUAAACAAGACCAUAUCACUCCAAUCCUGAAGGAUCUACACUGGCUUCCAGUGCAGCACAGGAUUACUUUCAAGAUCCUCUGCUUAGCCCACCGGUGUCUGUCCGGCAACACUCCAGGCUACCUACAGGACCUCCUGCCUAUCUACUCUCCCACUCGAUCCCUACGCUCUGAGUCCAAGCUACUGUGUCGCAUGCCCAACAUCAAGACUGUGAGAUAUGGCCAGCGUUCCUUCUCAUAUGCAGCGACAUCCCUGUGGAACAGCCUCCCAGAAUCAAUCAGAAGAUCUCCAAAUCUAAUGUCUUUCAGACGUCAUCUCAAGACCUAUCUCUUUCAACAGCUCUGA